AUGGACAGUAACCUGGAAGGUGAUGAGGUGGAGUUUCGCAAACAUGCCAAAUAUUUUAUACGAUUUCUGCACACACUGCCCGAGCGUCUAGCAUCGCACGAUUCUACCAGAGUCACCAUCGCUUUUUUCGCCGUCAGCGGGUUGGAUGUGUUAAAUUCGCUGGACAUGCUAACCGACACCUUCCAGCAGGACAUUAUCAACUGGAUCUACAAGCUGCAAGUCGUGCCGAAACCGGGUGAACGUGCGUACGGUGGCAUACAGGGGUCGAGCACUUUCGACGUGAUCGAUACGCCGGAAAACUGUGGCCUGCAGCUGUACCGAUGGGGCCAUCUAGCGAUCACGUACACGGGUAUUGCCGUGCUGGUAGCGCUCGGAGAUGAUCUGUCUCGGUUAAACCGAAGAGCCAUAAUCGAGGGUGUGGCAGCGGUACAGCGGGACGAUGGUAGCUUCGGUGCCACGAUCGAGGGAAGCGAGCAGGAUAUGCGGUUUGUUUACUGUGCGGCCGCAAUAUGCGCCAUGCUGAACGAUUGGGGUCGUGUGGAUCGUAAAAAGAUGGCCGACUAUAUCCUUAAGAGUAUCCGGUACGAUUACGGUAUCAGUCAGCACUACGAGAUGGAAUCGCAUGGUGGCACGACGUUCUGUGCGAUUGCCGCCCUGGAACUCAGCGGGCAGCUAAACCUACUCACACAGGACACACGGGAAAAGAUCGUUCGGUGGCUUAUCUUCCGUCAGCAGGAUGGUUUCCAAGGCCGUCCGAACAAACCGGUCGACACGUGUUACUCGUUCUGGAUCGCGGCCACGCUCAAGAUACUGAACGCGUUUGAACUGACCAGCUUCAAGGACAAUCGAGAUUACGUACUCUCGACGCAGGACGCAACGGUGGGUGGGUUUUCCAAGUGGCCCCAAGCGUACACGGAUCCGUUCCAUUCCUACUUCGGUUUGUGUGGGCUUAGCUUUCUGAACGAACCCGGUCUUCAGGAGGUGAUGCCCAGCCUCAACAUAUCGAUGCGUGCCUACCGACGGUUGCAGGGACUGCAGCGUGACUGGAGCCUGCUAGAGGAAGGGCUUGCGUCCGGCAAUGGGGAGGUGACCGUACAUAUAGAGUAG
Messenger RNA from Anopheles marshallii, 1107 nucleotides. It is a transcript of the gene betaggt-I, whose product is annotated as geranylgeranyl transferase type-1 subunit beta. The record is from RefSeq and is a predicted model, not a curated record. Gene Ontology annotation, cellular component: CAAX-protein geranylgeranyltransferase complex. The transcript is spliced from 3 exons. Bases 1 to 1107 code for a protein of 368 amino acids. Gene Ontology annotation, biological process: protein geranylgeranylation. NCBI's taxonomy places the organism in Eukaryota, Metazoa, Arthropoda, Insecta, Diptera, Culicidae. Gene Ontology annotation, molecular function: CAAX-protein geranylgeranyltransferase activity.